Molecule: messenger RNA, 2454 nt
Organism: Trichoderma reesei QM6a
Lineage: Eukaryota; Fungi; Ascomycota; Sordariomycetes; Hypocreales; Hypocreaceae
Exons: 3
Coding region: 1-2454 (817 amino acids)
Biological process (GO): N-terminal peptidyl-methionine acetylation
Cellular component (GO): NatA complex; cytoplasm
Molecular function (GO): identical protein binding; protein-N-terminal amino-acid acetyltransferase activity
Source: RefSeq, a predicted model, not a curated record
AUGCCUCAACCACUGGCGCCGAAGGAAGCGGCGCAGUUCCGGACCAUCAUCCGCAGCUUCGAGGACAAGCAGUACAAGCGAGGCCUCAAGACGGCCGAUCUGAUCCUCAAGAAGCACCCCAAGCAUGGCGACACCAUGGCCAUGAAGGCCCUGAUCCUCAACAGCCAGGGCAAGUCCGAUGAGGCCUUCCCGCUCGCAAAGGAGGCCCUGACGGUGGACAUGAAGUCCCACAUCUGCUGGCACGUCUACGGCCUGCUCUACCGAUCGGUCAAGAACUUUGAGGAGGCGAUCAAGGCAUACAAGUUUGCGCUCAAGCUCGAUCCCAGCUCUGCCCAGAUCCAGCGGGAUCUGGCCAUUCUCCAGGUGCACGUUCGUGACUACCAGGGUUACAUCCAGAGCCGGACGGCUAUGCUCCAGGCGAGGCCGCAGCUGCGGUCCAGCUGGACGGCAUUGGCGAUUGCGCACCAUCUGGCUGGAAACCUUGCCGAGGCAGAAAACGUCCUCACCACAUACGAGGGCACCCUCAAAUCGCCGCCCUCCCGAUACGACAUUGAGCAUUCCGAGGCGGUCAUGUACAAGAACUCCAUCAUUGCCGAGCAGGGCGACUACCAGCGGGCCCUGGACCAUCUGGAGACGGCCGCGAAGCACAACCUGGAUCGCCUGGCGGUGCUGGAGUGCCGCGCCGAUUACCUGCUCAAGCUGGGACGAAAGGAAGAGGCUGCCAAGGUCUACCGACUCCUCCUCGACCGCAACUCGGAGCACACCCUGUAUUACGAGAAGCUGGAAGAGGCCCUGGAGAUUCCUGCCGAUGAUGCGGCUGCACGAAAGGCCAUUUACGAUGAGUAUGCUGCCAAGUUUCCUCGCUGCGACAUUGCUCGACGAGCCCCUCUCGAUUUCCUCAGCGGCGACGAGUUCCGGCAGGUCGCGGAAUCGUACCUAACGCUCAUGCUCAACAAGGGAGUUCCGUCUCUGUUUGCCAACCUAAAGCACCUGUACUCCGACUCGUUCAAGAAGGAUACUCUGAGGGAGAUUGCCGAGAAGUACAUCACGUCACAGGACAUCGACUCGGAGAGCAAGGACAAGGGAGAGGCCGCUGCGCUCUACUACCUGGCCCAGCACUACAACUACCACAUGAGCCGCGAUCUGGCAAAGGCCCACGAGUAUGUCGACCGGGCCAUCGAGAAGGACCCCAAGAGCGUCGAUUUCCACAUGACCAAGGCCAGGAUACUGAAGCACGAGGGCAACAUCAAGGCGGCCGCAGAGAUGAUGAACACGGCGCGAAAGCUCGACCUGAAGGACCGAUACAUCAACAGCAAGUGUGCCAAGUACCAGCUGCGGAAUAACGAGAACGAGAAGGCGCUCAAGACGGUUGGCCUCUUUACGCGAGCGGAAACCGUCGGCGGCCCCCUUGCGGACCUGCUCGAAAUGCAGUGCAUCUGGUUCUUGACGGAGGAUGGAGAGGCCUAUGCCAGGCAGGGCAACACCGGCCUUGCACUGAAGCGAUUCCAUGCCCUGAACAACAUCUUUGACGUCUGGCAGGAUGACCAGUUUGACUUCCACAGCUUCUCGCUGAGAAAGGGUCAGAUCCGAGCCUACAUCGACAUGGUCCGUUGGGAGGAUCACUUCCGGGACCACCCAGUCUACACCAGGGUGGCUCUCGACGCGGUCAAUCUCUACCUGAAGAUGGCGGAGAAGCCUUCCGCCAACGGAACCAAUGGAGUGAGCGAAGAAGACGCCCUGGAGAAGAAGAAGGCGGCCAAGAAGGCGAGAAAGGAGCAGCAGCGUCUUGAGCGCGAGGAGGCAGAGAGGCAGGCCAAGCAGGAUCCAAACAAGGGUGGCCAGGCAGGCGACGCGAAGAAGAAGGACGAGGACCCUCUGGGCUUGACACUGGCGGCAACGACAGAUCCCUUGGGUGAGGCUAUGAAGUUCUUGGGACCGAUGCUGCAGUCGAGCCCGAAGAGCAUCGAGGCGCAGAUUGCCGGCUUCGAGGUCUACAUGCGCCGAGAAAAAUAUGUCCUCGCACUCCAGUGCCUGAACCGAGCCCUGGGCAUCGACGCCGAGAAUCCGAGAGUGCACGAGCAGGUCGUAGCCUUCCGAAAGCUGCUCGACAACCCCCCGUCAGACCUCCCGCCCAAAGUUGUCGAGACCUUGAAGGCGGAAUUCAAGCCUUCCGAGGAGACGGCGGACCUGAGCAAGUUCAACGAGGCCUUCCAGGCAAAGCACCAGGACAGUCCCCUCCAUGUGCUUUCCGCCAUCAAGGCCAAGCUCCAGCUGGGUGUUGACUUGGCAAAGUGCGAGAAGGAGGUUGCUGGCCUUGUCGAUCAUGCCAAUGCGACGUUUUCCCAUGCCGUAGCCGCUCUGGAGACCCUCAAGUCGUGGAGAAGCGCAGAAGUCAAUGCGUUUAGGCAGGCAGCAUUGGCCAAGUGGCCCAAUGUUACAAGGCUUUCCGAGUAG